AUGCGUUCGCUGGUUGACUUGUCGGAGCAAGUGCCUUUAUUAUUGGCAACCACCAAACUGCGUCUUAGCAACCUCCACCUAGAUGAUUUGUACGACUUUUUCAAUGUGCAACUAUUCACCACCAUUGCGUUAGGCUUUGUCGCCUAUCGCAUUGGACUUGUGAUUUACCGCCUGUACUUCCAUCCUUUGGCUCAUUUCCCUGGUCCCAAACUGGCCGCCGCCACAACACUAUACCGGGCAUACUGGCAAGUCUGGCAAGAUGGAGAGCACGUCGCGCAAUUUACUAGACUUCAUGACCAGUAUGGUCCGGUCGUUCGUGUCACCCCCCAUACUGUCCAUUUCCGCAACCCUCAAGCUUUUGAGGAUAUCUUCAAGUUUAACAGCAAACUCACCAAGGCCGAAGAUUUCUAUGACCAUCUUGGUCAAGGCGAUGCCCUUUUCGGUCUAAUCGACGAAGCUGCUCAUAAGCAGCGAUUCAAGCCCGCUGCCGAUUUAUUCUCUCGCAAAAAGGCUAUGGAAUUUGAGUCAUUCAUCGUUAAAGAAUCUGAGCGCUUCAGUAAUUUGCUGAUGAGCAGAAUUGCCCGCGACCCACGACCUGUCAACAUUGCCCGUGCCUACAGAGCUGUUGCAUUGGACGUCAUUCAAGACUUUACUUUCGAUUUUGUACCACACCACCUGCGAGGCUUGCAAGAUGACAGUUUCCACUCGAUUUACACGCACACCACGUGGGAUGUUAUGGACUGGACAGCCUAUUGCUUCAGAAACUGGCCUCUGGCACUUACUUUCUCCAACCAACUUCCCCAAUGGCUCCGCAGGUACAUGUUCCCUGGUGAGGCCGCUAACAUUGAAUCUUUUGACACCAUUCAACAACUCGUAAAGGACAACAAAGCUGUAGGCCCAAAUUGGUCCCGAGACAGUCUGCUCAGCCGUAUGGCCGACAAGACCACCAUCGAACAAUUGACAUCCGAGUGCCAAGGAACCAUGUUUGGCGGUGUCAUCAACAUGGCCAAUAUGCUUCCUUAUGGCGCUUUCUGUGUUAGUCAAGAUCCCGCGCUGCAGGAAAGUUUGUUCCGCGAACUGGAAGCCAUUUGGCCAGACCCGAAUACCCCGGCCCCAUCAUUUGAUGAGCUAUCACAGCUUCCAAUCCUCAAGGGGGUCAUUCAGGAGAGCUUGCGCCUUAUGCAUGGUAUCAUCGUCGGCCCGCCCCGUCUGACCCCUGCUCAGGGGGCAGUUAUUGAUGGCUACCCCGUCCCUGGCAAUACGAUCGUCGGCACCUCAUCCCUUUACGUACACACGAACCCUGCAGUCUUCCCUGACCCUGAGAAGUUCAACCCGAGUCGCUGGAAUAACCCAACUCCCGAAAUGGAGAGAUCAGUGGUUCCGUUCUCCAAAGGAAAAAGAAUGUGCCCUGGAAAGCAGAUUUCUAUUAUGGAGCUUUUCAUCGUCCAGGCGUACACUUUCCGCAAGUUCCACCUCGUUCCAUAUAACACUACGUUCGAGGACUUCAAGUGGAAAGUCUACGUAUCAUUGCAUUUCAAAGGCCGCUUCUUCCGGGCUCACAUGACUCCUCGUCCGGGUGUGAAAAUGGGGGCUCUUUGA
Molecule: messenger RNA, 1599 nt
Organism: Penicillium griseofulvum
Lineage: Eukaryota; Fungi; Ascomycota; Eurotiomycetes; Eurotiales; Aspergillaceae
Product: cytochrome P450
Exons: 7
Coding region: 1-1599 (532 amino acids)
Molecular function (GO): oxidoreductase activity, acting on paired donors, with incorporation or reduction of molecular oxygen; iron ion binding; monooxygenase activity
Source: RefSeq, a predicted model, not a curated record